Messenger RNA from Drosophila sulfurigaster albostrigata, 1014 nucleotides. RefSeq names its product protein PFC0760c-like. The record is from RefSeq and is a predicted model, not a curated record. NCBI's taxonomy places the organism in Eukaryota, Metazoa, Arthropoda, Insecta, Diptera, Drosophilidae. Bases 1 to 1014 code for a protein of 337 amino acids. The transcript has 3 exons.
AUGCGAAGGGGACAACUGCUUGAUGCCGAUGAUGAACAAGAAGAAGAUGACGACGAUGAUGAUUUUGACGCUAACGUUGUAGCUGAUGAAUUAAACGAAGUGCACAUAGACGAUGUGAACAACGUUAACGACGAAAGUGUGAGUCUGGCAGUUCGCAAAGUCAAGAGUGAGUGUAAUAACUCCAAUAACGAUAACAAUGAGGACGAUGGGGAUGAUGAAGAUAAUAAUGACGAUGACGACAACGAUGAAGAUGACGACGAUAAUAACAAUGACGAUGAUGAAAAUGACGAGAACGGCGACGAUAACUAUAGUGAAGACGAUGACGAUAAUAACGACGACGAUGAUGAGAACGAUGACGAAGAAGAUAACAAUGAUGAACACGAGGACGAUGAAGAAAAUGAUGAUGAAGUCGAUGACGUCGAAAAUGGCGAUAAAAAUAUUGACAAUAACGAUGACGACAAUAAUAAUGAAGACGAUGAUGAAGAUAAUGAUGACGAAUAUGAUGAAAAUAAUGAUGAUGAGUACGAUGACGAUGAAGAAAAUGAUGAUGAAGUCGAUGACGUCGAAAAUAUUGACGAUAGGGCGCUGAUUGCUUUUGGCAUCAAGAUGCAUACUAAAGACGACCUCAUUUUGAAGCAGAUCAUUGCCGACGAGAUGAUUCAGAUGUUUAACGACAACAGAGACGAGCUCCGAAUGCAGGCCAAACAGCAGAUAGCGACUAUUCAAGAUGAGAAUAAGCGCUCCUACAAUCUUCGACGAAAGCCAGCUAUAACUUACAAAGUCAACGAUCUUGUAGCUAUAAAACGCACUCAACUAGGAGGUGGGCUUAAAUUAAAAGCUAAAUAUUUUGGCCCCUACCGUGUGACGAAAUCAAAACCGAAUGAUACCUAUGAUGUAACCAAAGAUGCGGUGUUCUAUGAGGGACCGAGACAAACUACCACAUGUGCGGAAUUUAUGAAACCAUGGGUUCUAGGUGGCGACUGCAACGACGACGCAUUCGAGGCGAAUGCAUGA